This is a messenger RNA of Nannospalax galili (Upper Galilee mountains blind mole rat), 719 nucleotides long. It is a transcript of the gene Rpl13a, whose product is annotated as ribosomal protein L13a. Gene Ontology annotation, molecular function: mRNA binding; structural constituent of ribosome. Gene Ontology annotation, cellular component: ribosome; cytosolic large ribosomal subunit. The transcript has 8 exons. Gene Ontology annotation, biological process: negative regulation of translation; translation. The coding region runs from base 84 to 695 and encodes 203 amino acids. The record is from RefSeq and is a predicted model, not a curated record. Lineage: Eukaryota; Metazoa; Chordata; Mammalia; Rodentia; Spalacidae.
AUUGCGUCACUUCCUCCGCCCCUGCAGCAAGGGAUAAGAAACCCCUCGGCAAGACCUCCUUCUUUUCCAGGCGGCUGCCGAAGAUGGCGGAGGGGCAGGUUCUUGUGCUGGAUGGACGAGGCCAUCUUCUGGGCCGCCUGGCGGCCAUUGUGGCCAAACAGGUCCUGCUGGGCCGGAAGGUGGUGGUUGUACGCUGUGAGGGCAUCAACAUUUCUGGCAAUUUCUACAGAAACAAGCUAAAGUACCUGGCCUUCCUCCGCAAACGGAUGAACACCAAUCCUUCCCGUGGUCCCUACCACUUCCGGGCUCCAAGCCGCAUCUUUUGGCGCACCGUUCGAGGCAUGCUACCCCACAAGACCAAGCGAGGCCAGGCUGCCCUGGAACGCCUCAAGGUGUUCGAUGGGAUCCCCCCACCCUAUGACAAGAAAAAGCGGAUGGUGGUCCCCGCAGCCCUCAAAGUUGUGCGUCUGAAGCCUACCCGGAAGUUUGCUUACCUGGGACGUCUGGCUCAUGAGGUUGGCUGGAAAUAUCAGGCUGUGACUGCGACCCUGGAGGAGAAGCGGAAGGAGAAGGCCAAAAUCCACUACCGGAAGAAGAAGCAGCUCAUGAGACUGCGGAAGCAAGCUGAAAAGAAUGUGGAGAAGAAAAUCAGCAAGUUCACAGAGGUCCUCAAGACCAAUGGACUCCUGGUGUGAGCCCAAUAAAGACUUUAUGCCUCA